UUCAAUAUUCCUCUAUGGCGUCUGAUUGUAGAUUUUGUUAUGGACAGGCGAAAAGUAUAUAAAAGUAUAUUACAUCAGUUAGGUUAGUAGUAAAAGUAUGUGAUAGUAAUAUUUUCCGUAGAAAUAGGUGUCCUAAGUUAGUGAAAAUGGAAGCAAAAACAUCAGAAUGGCGACCGGGCCCUACCGUAUGUCGGUGUUGUCUCACAGAAGGUUGUUACAAAGACAUUUCUACUGAGUAUUUCUGGAUGGGAAAACGUGAAGUAUACGCUGAAAUGCUUGCCGAUACUUUGAAUUUAACUAUUGCCUACUCACAAUCGGGUGGUCCAAACAGCAACAGUCGUUUGAUCUGUGAGCCUUGUAUAUCACGGCUGCGUGAUGCAGCUGACUUCAAGCGACAGGUGCUAGAGUGUGAGAAGACUUUUCUUCAACACCUGGACCCCAGCACCUCUGGUAUUGUUGCUGAAGAUGUGUCACGUGAAUCGAUACUAAAGGGGAAGCAGGUGAAGAUUGAGCUAGUAAAACUAGAAAAGUUGGAGAGUGAUGAUGAUGACUUUGAACCAUCACGUUUCACAGACGAUGAUGAUGUUGACGAUGAUAUAGAUGAUCAGCCAUUAACAAAACUCGCUAAGACACCAAAGAAAGAGACGGUGGACUUAUUGGAUUUGAUUGAUAAUGCCAAAGUGGCUGAGAAACGCAAGUCGACAACCAAAGUUAAAGCCACACCAGUUAAGAAGGCUAAACCGAAGAAAGAAACCAAAACGACUGCAAAUCAAGAUAAACCGGAGAAGAAAAAGAAAGGAUCGGACAGUACGGAUAUACAAGCCACAAAAAGGAUCGUGCCGUUGUUCCAAGUGGAUUACGACCGUAGCCUCUGUAGGCCACUGGGCACCGUUACAAAUUUUAAGAAGGUGCUUGCUAUGGCGCAGCUGAGCGGCGAGGACCUCUCGUCCCGGAGCCCUUCGCCUAUAUACAUGGACAGAGCACCCUCGCCUCAAAUUGUGCACGACAGAAUAGAUAUUCCACAGCUACAAGAACAAAUACCUCAAAAAAAUAUCGAUAUUCGACAAAAUGCACUCACUCUAUUCGAAUUUUCUACCGUAUAUCCGUUCGUCUAUGGGAAUAAUAAAUUUAAAUGUUUCAUUUGCUCGCAACCGUUUCUAGAAACUUCCCUACUGAAACGCCAUAUGCAGGACACGCACACAUACGCCCCGAUAAAACGUCUGGUCAACAAUCGUAGGGAGAACGUCAUCAAAGUGGACGUUAGCGAAAUGGGUUGCAAACUGUGUCCCCACAAACCUAAGGACUUGCAAGAACUCAAAGUACAUUUAAAAGUUGAACAUCACAAAUUAAUUGAACCCGAUUUGAAAGAUAAUAUAAUUCCAUUCGUGCUAGAAGGUGACGAAGAGGGAUACAAAUGUGUUAUGUGCGAAUCGAAAUUCAUUAAAGUUCGAACUCUUGUCAUUCAUAUGAGUGUACAUUUUAAUAACUACAGCUGUGAAAUCUGCGGAUCAGGAUUCAUGACGUUGCGUUUGCUGAAGAAACAUUUGGAGGUGCACGAGAGUGGAAACUUCCACUGUGACCGUUGCAACAAAGUAUUUAACACGUCGUACAAAUUGUCGCUGCACAUUAGAGGAGUGCAUUUGAAACAGUACCCUCGACGAUGUCCAAUAUGCCCGGAGAGAUUUAACUCGAACUAUCGGCGGACGAAACAUUUGCAAGACGUCCACAAUCAAUCGACGCGCGUGCACAAAUGCAAGACAUGUGGUCGUGGCUUCAACCUUAGAUAUCACUUAGUGUGCCAUACGAGAUCUGUGCACCUUCAGGAGAGGAACCAUCAGUGUAAGAUCUGUCUGCAGAGGUUCUGUAAUAAAGAGACGUUGAAACGUCACAUGGUGAUACAUACGGGAGAAAAGAAUUAUAAAUGUGAAAUGUGUGGUGAAGCGUUUUUGCGCAGAAAAAAUUUAAGGGAUCAUUUACGUGUACACGAAGUGCUUUGAAACUGAUUAUUUUAAAAUAAUUAUCGAUAAAAAAUACGAAAUUUCCUUCAAGCAGCAAGCGUAUCUUAUUCUCAAAGGCCAGCAACGCUGCGUAGAUGUACACGAACAUCGUUGAACACCUCGGUGUUCACGCUGCUCGUUUGUCCCCUUAUGAUAUUUAAAAAAAAGAUUACAUGUAGAUAAAUACGUUGUAAAAACAUCUCCAAAAAUAGACUAUCUUCUAUAAACACGAAUACUAUCUUAGGAACUCUUUGUUUUUAGUUGGAAAAUCUUCAAAAAAGUUUCGUUUCGUUUCGACUUUAGGUAUCGGAAACUGAAUUAUAAAUAUGUCACUUUUAUUGACUACUAGCUGUGCCAGCGACUUCGUCAUCGUGAAAGUUUCUUUAGAUAGGAGUUUGUGAUAGAGAAAGGAAACACAAAGGGGGAGGGUAUAUUUCCA
Molecule: messenger RNA, 2436 nt
Organism: Papilio machaon (common yellow swallowtail)
Lineage: Eukaryota; Metazoa; Arthropoda; Insecta; Lepidoptera; Papilionidae
Product: gastrula zinc finger protein XlCGF26.1
Exons: 6
Coding region: 147-1997 (616 amino acids)
Biological process (GO): regulation of transcription by RNA polymerase II; negative regulation of DNA-templated transcription
Cellular component (GO): nucleus; chromosome
Molecular function (GO): RNA polymerase II cis-regulatory region sequence-specific DNA binding; DNA-binding transcription factor activity, RNA polymerase II-specific; zinc ion binding
Source: RefSeq, a predicted model, not a curated record